UUACACAGGGAGAACAUGGACCCACUCUGCUUUCACUUCCUCAUUUUGUAGUUUGACAGGACAGGCCAGUUGAGCGUCAGUCUGAAAAUCAUGAAGGACGGAGCGGCGGCAGAAAAACAGACGAUGGUCUCCCGUCAAGACAUUUUUGAAGAGUAUGUGAGUUAUUACAGGCAGGCGGGGAGCACGGAGCUGCCGCAGGGCAGCGAUGCUCAGGUGGGGAUGAAGGCAGCCCAGUUUCUCCUGAGGGAACCAGAGCCGAGGGAAAGAUUCACAAGUUUCCCUUUCUACCAGAUUGUGAUGGAGGGAGGCGAGGCUCUGGGCAGAGACUGGACCAAGCACCUGGCUGCCUUCAUGAAAGCUAGCGAGUUUCUGGAGCGGCUCUGUGUCAACCUGUUCCUCCAGCCGUGGAAGAAGGAGUUCAAGACGCUCAAGACAUUUACAGGUCCAUUUGUUUAUCAUCUCCUGCCAGUUUUAACCACUUCUACCAUCGACUCAGUCCUGGCCUCUAUUGGUUACCUGCCACAUACAGACACUCAACUCAGGUAUGUCAGCCAGUACAGACUCCGGGAGGAUGCUAACCCAAACACAGCUAUGUUGGUGGGCUUUGAGCUGUUGUUGGCCAGGGUGGAAUGCCGCAGCCUGCUAGAGUUUCUGGAGCAAAAUCAACCAGGAUUGCAGGAAUGGAGUGAGUUUCUCCAGAGGAGAGCAGGGCAGCACAAAAUGGAACCUGUAGAAAAAAUGACUGUUGGGCAUGAGGAAGAGGAGGAGAUGAAGAAGAAGGAAGAAGAGAGAAAAAAAGAUGGGGAGUUUUCCAUAAGUCUGGUUCAUCAAGAGAAGGAGGAGGACUUGGAAGUGAACAAGCAGGACAAGAGCUCACAGUUACCUCUCUCCUUGGAGGCCACACCUGCUGUCAAACCUCAGCCAAAGCCUCUGCAAAACCACUACAGUGAGGACAAAUCCAUCAUAGAAAUGCAUAGGAACUACCCUGACCUGGCCAUCAGGGGGCGCCCUUUGAUACAGGAUAAAACACAAAGAGCAAGUAACAGCAGGGAUAGCACAAAAGCUCUUCAAAUUACCAGCAAAAAUAAUGAUGCUAACAGCAGUAAAGCUGGCACCUUAGUAUACAGUGAUUAUAAUAAAAGUGCUGCUAUUGGCAGUAAAAGCGAUUGCAGCAAACCAUGUGAUAUAGUUGACAGUGACAGUAGAAGCAGUAGUAGUAGUAGUAACAAUAGCAACAGUGGUGUUUGUAGUGAUAAUAAAGGUUUUAACAACAUUUCUACCAAGGGAGGCAGCAUUCACAGUAGUAGUGACGGAGGCAGAGCUGAGGAUGGUGUCAGUGGUCCUCAGGCCAUCUCCAUGCACAUCACACUGAGAGCUGGAACAAGGCCUGACCCGAGCCCGAGGCAGCCACACCCCACAGCAGAGCCUCCUCCCUGGACAGACUACCAGACUGCAGCAGGCCUGCAAAAUACCACACCACCCAGAGCAGAGGCUCCCUCUCUGACAUCCAUGGAGGAAGAACAGGAGCUGAAUAAGUUAGCAGAGAGGAUGGGGCAGCUCAGUGUGCUGGGCACAGGAGAGGACAGGGGCAAACAAGAGGAAGAAAAAAGAGAUGAGGAGAUGAGGAAGCAAGAGAAGGAGGCAAAUGAAGGUGAUGAGGAGGAGGUGCAGGUUCUGCAUAAGUUGAGAAACACAGUGGAGGAGAAUCCACCUCAAGUGCUACUAGGCCAUGGCACCUCUCAGCUGGAUGGAGGGAUUUUGAAGCAGCAGAAGCAGCCCACAUUGUGUCACCCCUCACUGCAAACCAUCUGCAAUGUAUCAGACUGUCAAACCUGUAAAGGAGGAGCUGGCAUAGUGGGAUGGGAAGGAGAAAAAAGACAUGAAAGAGAUGGGGAAAGAGGAGGGGGAGAGGAUGAGCACUUGGCACAGAGCUAUAUUAUAGUGGAGCACAAGAAGAAGUAGCAUGGAUGCAAGUUGGUAAAAUCCCCAUCCCUUCAAAUAAAAUUGUCUCUCUCCCAGGAAAGGAUCAUUCACAAGUGUAAACCAACAGGAUAUCAGUUUGGGGGAGAAACAGUUUUAUUUGACAGGACAGGUGAAUGCGAGAGGGUGUUUAAAGAUUUGAAAUUUUAAUUCAGACCCACUAUUGCAGAAUGAUGUCACUAAUUAUGAGAUUCUGUCUUAAAAGAAGUAGAAGUCAUGUGGGGUCAUUUCAUAGAGACUUUAGUGUUCUGUUGCAAUGACAUCAGCACCCCAUUGAACUUUAGCAGCCUACUUCUGACAGCAUUUUUACAGAAGAUACUAUUGCCAUUUUAAUGCCAUUAUGGACAUAUGAUGAAUUUUUUUUAAAGAACUAUUUUUUCAUUAGAAUUAAACUGACGGUUAUCCUCCUUGACACCUGAAAUAGGUUUUUCAGGCUUUUCUGUCCUCACUGGGAAACAUAUGUAAAUGUUUUCCAGCACUAUCAGGCCUCAUGAACUGGCCUGGUAUUGAUCACUCAUCACUGUACUGAUCUUGCCAGGCAGGGUUGUACUGUAUAUUAGUCUCUGCUUUGAAUCCACGUCAGCCUUACUGCAGCAGGUUGUAUCAGAUUUUCAGUGUCCUCUCAUUCUGUGUAGGAGCACGCUUAUAAGGCCCUGUAAUGUGAAUUCUGUAGGUCUAAUGCUCUCACGCUUAUGCUCAGGGAAUAAAGUGAAUAUGCUCUAUAGAGAUAAAAGUGUGUGAGAAAAAGAAGUUGUAAUCUGAGAAUAGUUUGCUUUUCCAAGUAGAAAUCUAUCCUAAAACAGAAUGCUCUGUUUAACUUGUGUAUUAGACAGUUCAGCUGUGCACAGUAAAGACCUGCACAUGGCAUUACGGGAUAGGUGCCAUACGCCUAUGGUCCUAGGUUAGAUUACGCUUAAUGUAUAUUUGCAUGCUUAUUACACUCAUUUACAAAUGUUUGAAUUUCUGUCCUGCUUCUCUUGUUGGCCCAUCACUUAUUAAACCACAUGCUUGGCUA
Messenger RNA from Myripristis murdjan (pinecone soldierfish), 2995 nucleotides. RefSeq lists its product as uncharacterized. The record is from RefSeq and is a predicted model, not a curated record. Gene Ontology annotation, cellular component: cytoplasm. The coding region runs from base 91 to 1962 and encodes 623 amino acids. The transcript is spliced from 6 exons. NCBI's taxonomy places the organism in Eukaryota, Metazoa, Chordata, Actinopteri, Holocentriformes, Holocentridae.